GAUGUGACAGAUCGCUGGUUUUUCUAACAUCUCGCGAUAUCUGAGGCGAGAGUUCCUCAUCCUUGGUCUAGAAGGGCACACAGAGCCCGGUACAGAGACGUUUCGGCUGGGGAUCCUGUUAUUCACCCGUUAAAACAUGUUGUCGAGGCUGGUGCUCGUUUCAGGUCAUUCCCUGAAAAACAGUGGAUCCUUUGGCGCUUGCCUGGUUCAGGCCUCUCGUUCCUUUCAUCAGUCCUCCCAGAGUCUUGCUCCAGUACCCCCUCUGCCCGAGAAGGGAGGAAAGGUCCGACAUGGCAUCUUUCCGGAGGAGCUUUUCACACUGCUGUACCCCAAGACCGGUGUGACAGGGCCUUAUAUGCUGGGCACCGGUCUGCUCCUCUACAUGCUGUCUAAGGAAAUCUACGUAAUCAAUCACGAGACCUUUGCUGCCGCAUCAAUCGGUGCAGUCGUCAUUUAUGGCAUCAAGAAGUUUGGGCCCAGUGUGGCUGCCUUUGCCGAUAAAAUCAAUGAGGAUAAAGUGGCAAAGGCUCAGGAAGUGAAGGAUCAGGCCAUGGCUAGCCUAGCUCAAGGCAUUGAGGAUGAGAAGAAGGAGCAGUGGAGAGUAGAAGGAAGACACAUGCUCUUUGAUGCCAAGAGGAACAAUGUGGCUAUGCUACUGGAGACCAAUUACAGGGAGCGGCUGCACAUGGUGACCAAUGAGGUGAAGAAAAGGCUGGACUUCCAGGUGGAGCUUCAGAACCUGCACCGCCGCAUGGAGCAGGAGCACAUGGUGAACUGGGUCGAACAGAGCGUCAUUAAGAGCAUCACCCCACAGCAGGAGAAGGAAAGCAUCGCCAAGUGCAUUGCAGAUCUGAAGGUCCUGGCCAAGACCACUCAGGCUCGGGCUACAGUAUAGGUCUCUGUUAACUUCCACACUAAAGCCUCCUGUUUUCAUUCUUAAUGAACCCUUUCCUCGUGAACAUGCCAGUCUGGCAGCGUCGUCAAAAGUGUACAUACCCGUAUUAAAUAAAAGAUUUGGUUAUUCACUAAA
Messenger RNA from Labeo rohita (rohu), 1030 nucleotides. It is a transcript of the gene atp5pb, whose product is annotated as ATP synthase peripheral stalk-membrane subunit b. The transcript is spliced from 7 exons. Gene Ontology annotation, biological process: proton motive force-driven ATP synthesis. The record is from RefSeq and is a predicted model, not a curated record. Lineage: Eukaryota; Metazoa; Chordata; Actinopteri; Cypriniformes; Cyprinidae. Bases 137 to 895 code for a protein of 252 amino acids. Gene Ontology annotation, molecular function: proton transmembrane transporter activity.